AUGGCGUUCGAGGGAUGCAGCGCCUUGUUAGAGGCCGAUCUCUCAACAACGCGUCUCGGUGUUUUGCCAGGCAAGGUGUUUGCUGAUUGUUGCAGCCUAAAAUUUGUGAGCCUGCCAAAGUCAUUGGGUCGUAUCGACUCGCUUGCAUUCGGUAGCUGCGUUUCCUUGAUCACCGUGAAAGUGGCCACAGAUUCAAGGCCGAUCAAGAUUGCUGCUCUAGCAUUCUAUGCCUGCGAGGAUCUUACAAACUUUAGGCUACCGCCUGGGUCCACUGCCGAAGAAAAAUCCUUUCUUGGUUGCACGCGUUUGAACGAUCGCUUCGAUGGGCAGGCGGGUGGUAUUGUUUACGGUCUGGUACAGCGCUUCAACAAUUUCCCAGUUCACCGCCUUUGUUACAACCAAAAUUCUACCACCGUCGAAGAACUUGCUCUGUGUAUAGAGGAGGCAAAGCGCAAUGGUUUACCGCUGACGGAUGAGUUCGGAAUGACCCCGUUCCACAUCCUCUUUGCAACCAUCUACCCAGACCAAGCUAUGCUUCAGGUGCUUCUGGAAGGGUAUCCCCAAGAUGUGCUCGGCCGGGAAGAUGGCGACGGCAGACUAGAUGUGGAAUAUCUACUGAUGAACUGGACUCAAGAAAACAGGGUAUUGCUUCAGGUGGUCCUGCAGCCCUGGGUUUUUGGUCCUAUGGGGCGCUGGGGCCAUAAAAAUUGGAAGGCUGCAAUGUUUCCCCUGUGGAACAGGCUCCUGACUGUGGAUGACCAGGACAAGGCGUUUGUUGCUUUCAGCAGGGCAUGGUCGGCCUUUCACUUUUAUGAAAGUUUGGAGUCUACAUCCGUGUUGGAAAUUGCCUUGUGGAAAUGGGAACUCAAAAGUGGCUGGAAAGACGAUGGUAGCAAGAGACAGGCGCUAGACCGAGAAGUGUGCCGGUCCGUGUGUAAAUUGGACGUUGUGAUUCCAAGUGUGUUAAAAUUCUUGGGGGAGGUUGCCUUGCGUCCAGAAACUGCAUCAUCUAUCAGGCCGAUUGACUUGGUACGAUAG
Molecule: messenger RNA, 1038 nt
Organism: Cylindrotheca closterium
Lineage: Eukaryota; Bacillariophyta; Bacillariophyceae; Bacillariales; Bacillariaceae
Source: the annotation of a GenBank genome assembly